Molecule: messenger RNA, 1413 nt
Organism: Hevea brasiliensis (rubber tree)
Lineage: Eukaryota; Viridiplantae; Streptophyta; Magnoliopsida; Malpighiales; Euphorbiaceae
Exons: 4
Coding region: 285-1115 (276 amino acids)
Molecular function (GO): catalytic activity
Source: RefSeq, a predicted model, not a curated record
UAUACUUAGGAGCUUUGUUCUCAUCCAACCAAAUAUUUCGGGCAAUGGCGUAUGCAUCUUCAAUUAUUUCCUGUUGCAUUUGCUUGUGAAUUUGCGAAACCUAUGCUUUGCUUUAGUUUGGUGGAUCUGUGGAUUUGUGGGUCUCUUUCAAUCCCACCCUCCUAUUCUUUUCCUGAUAUUGAACUUUCCCUGGAUUUCUGUAACAAGAAGCACCCAAGAUCUUAACAAGAUUUACUGAAACGUAUAUAUAAUUUCAUAGUUUCUUCUCAUAAUCCAUCUCAAACAUGACUAGAUGUUUCAGCUUCACAGCUUCCCGUGAUUGGUUCUAUCGUUACUCAUUUGGCAACGCCGGUCUCCGAUCAAUCUCCUCCGAUUUCGGAGAUGGCACCAUCAUGCAUUGUUGGGUGCCAAGAACCAGGAAAUUAUCUAAACCAAACCUUGUUCUUGUCCACGGCUUCGGUGCCAAUGCAAUGUGGCAAUACGGUGAGCAUCUCCGUCACUUCAUUGAUCGUUUCAACGUCUACGUGCCGGACCUCCUCUUCUUCGGCGAGUCCUACACGUCGAGGCCUGAAAGGCAUGAAUCUUUCCAAGCUCAGAGUCUGAUGAGGCUAAUGGAGUCACAAGGAGUGCAUAGAAUGAGCCUUGUAGGGAUCAGCUAUGGAGGAUUUGUUGGGUAUAGCUUGGCAGCACAGUUUCCUACGGCUGUAGAGAAGAUUGUGUUGUGUUGUGCUGGGGUUUGCUUGGAAGAAAAGGAUAUGGAAAAUGGUUUGUUUAAGGUAUCAAAUUUGGAUGAAGCAGCCAGCAUUUUAUUGCCACAGACACCAGAGAAAUUAAGAGAGUUGAUGAAAUUUUCUUUUGUGAAGCCAACCAGAGGAGUCCCCUCUUUCUUUCUUGCAGAUUACAUUGAUGUUAUGUGCACAGAAUUUGCUGAGGAGAAGAGAGAGCUAAUUCAGGCUAUACUCAAGGGUCGAAAGCUUUCUAAGCUACCAAGGAUCACCCAGCCAACGUUAAUAGUUUGGGGAGAGCAAGAUCAAAUAUUCCCUCUGGAACUAGGGCACAGAUUACAAAGGUGCAUAAUCCUUGUGAUAGGCAUGUGGGAGAAAGUGCAGAAUUAGUGGUAAUUAAGAAUGCUGGGCAUGCAGUAAACUUAGAGAAGGCCAAGGAGUUUGCUAAGCACUUAAAAUCAUUCCUCAUUGAUUCAGUUACAUCUCCAUCAACUCAUCAGUACCAUCUCUUCCACUAACAAGAUUUGUAGAUUCAUAUAUAACCAAAUUCUUCUUAUAUGACAUGAGACCAUUGCUUCUUAUAUGACAUGAGACCAUUGCUUCUUUUUUUGUACAUCUCUCAAAAUAAAUAAAUAAAUAAACAAAACUUCUAUAUAGUUGUCAAAAUCUUCUUAUGAAAUUUACAUGG